Porites lobata is the source of this 15471-nucleotide messenger RNA. NCBI's taxonomy places the organism in Eukaryota, Metazoa, Cnidaria, Anthozoa, Scleractinia, Poritidae. The record is from the annotation of a GenBank genome assembly.
AUGAGUUACCCAAAUGCACCUCCGCCAUACAAUCCCAGCGCACCUCCCCAAGGCGGUGGAGUAGGAUUUGAACAAUAUCAGCAAGGCAGCCCUUAUCAACAAGCUCCACCGCCAUAUUCGACUAAUCCCUACCCUCCACAAGCUCCUUAUCCGCAACAACAGUACUACCAGCCCUAUGGUCAUCCUCAACAUGUCUACACCGAGCAGCCGAAAACUGUUUAUGUCUACGAUGAAAGGCAAAGACGAGACAACGAUGCGGCGGAAUGUUUCCUUUGGGGACUUUGUGCGGCUUGCUUGUGUUGCUGCUUGCUUGAUGGCUAGGAACUUUUUAACACAGCAACUCUCCGAGUUUCUACCUCAGCAUACAUGGAUUGAUGAAAAAUUUAGUUAGUUUUAGGUAGGUUGCAGUACAUGAUUGAAAGGUUCACGAAAAAAUUAUAUGCGUUAUUUCUUUUAAUUAAUUCACAUUUCAACAUCUUUUAUAUUUGAACUUUUUUGGCAUAUUAGGUUGUGUGUGACAUGGGCAGACUGAUUUGUUACAUAAAAAUUAAUAAUGGGCCAUAUUAUGAAGGAUCAAGAUAAUUAUAGUGUACUAGUUUGCACACGUAUUUCGUAAACAGGUUGUUGACGCCUGAAGCUUUGUUUUAGUCAUAAAAGACAGACACAAUGCAGUCAAGAGUCCUUGAACUAAAACUGUUGUUCAAAAUAUGUCAGAAUUGUUUGUUCUGAAGAAAACUGGCAUAGUAUUAUUUAAAAGUCCAAGCCUGCAUGUGUGUUUAGAUGCAGGUUGGACUAGUUCAAUAUUAAAACAAAUAGAAAGAAGAUAUUACGUGUUGGCAAGAAGAUAUGAAUUUUAUGUUAGAGUACCGAGAAGAACAAAGCUCGCUUGUGAGAUAUUAGGGAGCUUAAGCAACAACAACGGCUGCGAAAACAUCACUGAAAACAUACUGUUGUGCUACUUCAAACUUUACCGUGCUUAUUCCAUCUUGUUUAGUUCGUCAAAUGUUGGCAAUUUUUCCUGGAGUCGAAUUCUAAAAGACUGUACAUAUCAAAGUUCAGGAAGAGAAAAAUACGUUUGUUGUCUUCACGUUUUCCACAAAAUGUGAAUUUAGGCAUUUUCACAUCACAGUCAUCCUGUUACAGCAAAGAAUGUUCAGAAAACUGUCAUGCACUUGCAAAGUUGUUGUUUUGCUAAUCUAAACCUAUUACUUUUUUGCUGUUCUCAUUGAAGUCGGCGUCAUUGUUGCUUAAGCUCUCUAUCGUUUUUGCCAUGAGAACAUAAAAUUCAUAUCUUUCAGCUUACAUGUAAUUUUCUUUUUAUUAUAUGGACAGUAAAACAAGUAUAACUGUGAAAAUGCAUUUUUGCACUAAGGGUUUUUCGUCCCGAUAACAGCUUUUUUGGUGGUUAGCUAAUGUGUUAGUGUCCGAAAGUGGGGUUCCCUGUACUUUCUUGAGAAAAGGGUUAUCUCUGCAGAUUUGCAAUCUGUACAUUCUGAUGUUUAUUUACUUGAAUGCUCAUCAACACAGAAUUCAUGAUUGAAAUAUGCUUUAUUUUGCUCCUUUUUUUCUACGAAUUUUUGUCUUAUUUGUUAUAUGUCCCUUUUUAAAAACAUUAACGUUAUUAUUAAUGUAUAGGUGAUGAUACCUUAGUUAAAGUGUCAAAACUGUAAUAGCGGUGUAUAACCACUAAGUAGGGACACUAAAAUAAGUUUAAAAAGUUAAAAAAGUUAAAAGUAUUCUCUCAACUGGAGUUGUCUCCUUUAGGGAAUUAUGAGCUUAAAAUAGACAUUGUAGAGAUUAAAACACUUUGGGUUUGAAAGUCGCAAAAAUCCUUGUGUCAGUCUUUUAAUUCCUUGUAUAAUUUUGGCCUGGUCUCGAAAUCUCGGAAGUGUUUGUGAUGGGUCUCAUUUUGGGUGGUUUUUUGUCUCAGAGGCUCAAAUUUUCAAACCAAGGUCUCGCAGUCUUGCAAAGUCUUGAAUUUACCAAUGUUCUAUACCCCUUAAUUUAGCACACAGAAUCCAUAGAUAUUUUCUUGGAGAAUAGCGGUUGAUAUUUUGAACAAAAGUUGACCGACAAAGGCUCAUAAAUUCUUUCUCAGUAGAAGACACAAAAUUUUAAAUGAUUGUUCCACGGUAGUAAUAUCCUAAAAGAAUCUUUGGUGAGCACUAAUAAUUCCAAACAAGAAACCAAAAAAGUUCAUUCAGCAAAGUUUGAUAAGGAAGGAAUUAUGACACUUGCCACACAAUAUGACCACUUGUGUUAGAUAGGAAAAAUACACCACUUGGUUCUUGGAUGUACUGUAGUGGUCAUAUUGAUUCUAUGAGUGUUUUAAUUUCAAGUAAAACACUCCUGUCCAUAUAAUAAUACAAAAAAUUAGACACAAUGGUGUGCUAUAAAAUGGGCUAUCCAAGGAAGACCAGGCCUCAUUAUUUUUGUUUGUUAUACAUAAGAUUAUACUCAUUAUAUUUUCUUCUCAUUGGCUAAGAGCCUACAAUUAAUUGUGGAAAUCAACGCAACUUACAGAUUAGUUAGUUAUCGACUAGCAGACAACUGAGUAAUCUUUAGGUUGCGCGCCCAAUGCAUGAUAUGAUUUCCAACUGUAGUGCAACGCGUGUUCCUUGUGAUGCAGUGUUUGUCAUUAUUCUGUGCAAUUCAAGAGAAUGUAUAAUAAAACAAAUAUUAGAUUCAGUUUUUGUGAUAUCCUAAAAUAUCAAGGUCUCAGUGAGUGUUAUCAGCCUUAGCAUUCGGCUCGCGGAUCGGCUGAUAACACUUAUUGAGACCUUGAUAUUUUAGGAUUUUAGAGUCAUGUUAGAUGCAUUGGGGAAUAUCAUCGAUAUAGGCGAGAAAGAGUAGUGGGCCAGGCCCAACAUGAGGCCUUGAGGUACUCAAGAGGUAACUUGUAGCCAGUACGAAUAGGUACCCUGUAGUGCUACUCGCUGAGAUCUGUUGGAGAGGUAGCUCAGGAACCAUUGUCUCAACUGGCUAAGUAUUAGGCAAUUAUUUACUAAUGAAUGAGGCUGUCACCUGAUAUAAAGAAUUAUGCAGUUGGAGGAGGGUGUUCAAUCGGCCUCAGUGGAUAGCACCAACCGAGAUCUGCAUAAUUCUUUUUCUCCUAUGAAAGCUGAAUUCAUUAAAUGCUUUAUUUUAAUAAUUCCUAGUUUAAAAACAAGCUAAAACAUACUUGCCUUCAUCAAUGUUAAGUUCACCUCAAUAGUGCAUGUUUAGAAAAUAAAGGGCUGUUCAGGUCUGCAAAUAUACUCCAAGUAGCAGAUGUUGUCCGUUGAGUUGUCUUCUUGCCAUGUUUUUAGACAAUAGUUGGUAGUGAGACAAGUAAAAUGUACUGCCGACUGUUCGGCCAUUUUUCUUUUCACAACAACCAAAACAACUCAACUUCGUCCCCAGGUCUUUCUGGUUAACAGCAGGGGCGGAUCCAGGAUUUUUUUUAGGAGGGGGUGCACUCGUCUCUUGCUCUACUUCAACACUAAUAAACCACAUAGUUUUUUUUUUGCAGAAUACCAGUUGUAUUAGAAAACUGCAGGUCAUCUCAGGAGGGGGAGGGGGUGCACCCCCUGCACCCUCCCCCUAGAUCCACCCCUGUUAACAGUGCAUUAACCUGCAACUGUGCUACACUUUUGAUGUCAUUGGUUGAUUAAUCGCAAAAUUCUUGCAAAUUUGGUCAACAGUAGCUGGUUAUGGUGGAUUAUGCGUGUGCUUAAUUAGCCAAUCAGAAACGGAGAAACGUUUUGAAUGAAUGAUAAAUUAACUUAAUCUGUGAAGCCUGUCAUAUGUCAGUGUUUGCUAACAACAAAAAGAGAUUUAGCGAGGUUUUGACCACAUAACUGAAAUUAAAACUUGGUAAUGAAAAAGUGGUUGAUGUCUUAUUUUUGAGCAAGCAAUAGACUGUGGCCCUAAGGCAUUGUUAAGGCUGCAGUGGCUGCAGGGUACCCUCUGACACAAAGCACUUGUAGAUGUUUCGUAAGCAACGCAGCUUGAUAUGUUUAUUUAAAACGUUUGACACAACAUCAGAACAAGAUAAAACUGCCAUAGUGUCAUUUGCAGGACUAAAGAGGCAGUGGAUAGCAAAAUGAAAAUGAUCAAGGUUAUUGCUGUCCCCUACUCCUAGUCAAAGAGUAAGAUGAAUCCUACAAACUUCACCAUUUCAACAUUUCUCUUGCAACAUCAACUACUUAGGGGAGCCUUGUUUGCAUGAAACUCAGACUGAAAGGGUUUUGGGGGGGGGGGGGGCGGGUUAGUGGUUGGGCAGGAUUAUAGAGCCAGUAAUCCCAAAACGUCCAUCUGAAACUUUUAGAGCGGGCACUCGUCCAAGAGCAUUAGAGAGCUUUAGAUUCUGAGAAGCGGACGACUAUGAGUACGAGAUUUUCUCAAUACUGAGUAUUGCUCACGCGUGAACCAGCGACCAAGUUACCGGUGAUAAAGCUCAAUCCCCAAGAGGGGUGAGGGGGAUUUGACUCCCAUAUGAUGGGAACAGCUAGGGAGGCUUGUCAGAAAUUUCGAAUUUAAAUCCUAAAGGAGACCAAUCUGGUGGACUUGACUCAGACUUUAAGAUGCCUUUGUGAACUGGUGCCAUGUUUGAAAGAUUUUGAUCGAUUCUAGUAUUUUUCUUAUGAACAAGAAUAAGGGGGUGAGGUUAGGGAUGUUUAAAAUUAAGGAAAAGGAGAUAUUGUAAAAGGACUUGAAAUCAACGAAAAUUACCGCUAGGCUGCUGGCAAAAAAGUUUAAUUUUGUUGUCAAUAUGUCGUGAUCCUCGCAAGCAGUUUUCCUUUAAAAAUGUGCAUCCUGCCGAUAUUGCAAAAGAACCCAUUUUCGGACUUCUAGUUUCUUUUUUCGUCGAAACGAAACCUUACUCAGCAAUCUACCGGUAAUCUUUGAUUGUCUUAAAGGAAGGCGCCCUAAGAAAUUGGAGUGAAAUACGUGCAAUUAUAACAAAAGUAUUUCCCCUGAUCAUUAUCAGGACCCUUUGAUACUGGACACGCUGGACACGCCCUAUAAGAGUCAGGAAAGGGGUGCAGUAAUAUCGUAAAUCCUCGUGGAAUAUACGCCUCCUCCUUAUUUCCCCGAAAUUUACUUCAUCGCAAAAGCUAGCGACAGUUCUUUUAUUUAUUCAUUGUUUAUCUUUUAUUAUUAUUUUUAUGUUUGUCAGAAUUUGAAUCACGGCGGCACUUAACUUUAUAAUUAUGUUCAAGAGAUCGAGAGAGAACAAACUUGAUUUUCACUUGCCCGCCGGCCUAUGCCGGCCACUAUAUUUCUAGUAAAAGGUUAUUUUAAUACUGAAAUGAAACCCUUGUCCCAGUGACGCUUGUAGUGCGAUGUUGGUAAGGUGCGGUCGUAAAUAUUGAUGUCAGAAAUCGUUCAGUUUCACUAAACAGUAUUGCCCGUACUGUUUAUCCUGACUCCUACCAGGCAGUCCUAACUUCAGAGUUUUCUUGUACGGUAUUUUGCGGUUUCCAGAUAUAUUCAAGGUGGUUCUAUACAGUUGUAGUGUCAAAGGAGUAAAGUGCCCCUGAAAUUAGGACCCUGUUUAUAGAAAAAACAGGUCUAACAUACUACCCAGCCAAAAUAGUACAACAACCAUUGUUUUAGAACCUCUUAGGACAAUACGGCCAGACAAAAUAUACGACCUUUUGUUUCAUUACGUUAAGAAUGACGCAGUUUGGGACAUGCUGGCUUAGAUUCGAGAGUUGGUCGAAAAAAUCAUACCUUGGGGCCUGCGUGGCAGGCGCACAAGGCAUAUUAGGGAGGGGAGGGAAAGGAGAUUGGGAGAGAGGGACGCCUGCUAUAUAGUAAAUGAAAAGUUGGGAAAUCUGUCAUUUCGGUCUGUCAAAAGACCCAAAGAGGCUAAUAGAUGCAGUUUAUAGCUUUGAAAAAGUCAAGAAAUGUAUAUGAUUUAUUGAUUUGUUCAUAUUUAAAAACCAGGGGAUUAAGAACCGUUAAAAACGAUGCAACGUUAAACACUAGAUAUGAAAGUGGUACCGUUUGUCAAUAGAAGCUGUCGAAAAUGGUAGUAUGGAUGGGUACUGGAGGGGCUGGACCCUCGGGGCUCCCCCGGGCCUUAAGUCAACAGUCAGGAGGUGAAGAUCAAGUUUUAAUUAAAAACUGUGGAGUCAUCAAGCUACUGGGAUACGUUUUUGCUGAAUAAAUGCCUCACAGUUACACGUUAGCUGCAGUCUUUCAAAGAGGUGAAAUUCAAAUAUUCUAAGAACAUGUAAUGCUUUUCACACCCUUAUUUCUUGUUUGAAGACUUUAACAACAGGAGCAAAAAGCGUCUUUACCAUUGACAAGAUUGCGGCAGAUUAUAACCCAUGGCCAGUAUAUUUGGUAACAAUAACUUUGUUUAUUUAAAGUGUAAAUACUGAGCUUAAGCAACAAGAACGCUGACGUCCCGGACGUCAUGAAUAGCAACCGGAAGUUCGAUGUCUCAUACCAUACAACGAAUCUGAAUGCCUUUGUUUUAACUCCCGUUGUACGAAUUUGUCGAGUCAGAGCACUGAAAGAGAGAAAAUAUCAACUUCCGUUUGCCAUUUGUGUCGUCCAGGACGCCAACGCUCUCGUUGCUUGAGGUCCCUAUAAUUAGCCAGUGUACACCCGCCUCUUUCCGAUUGUUUUUUUUUUUCGACGGAGAAGGGGCGGCUGUACACGAUACCAAUUUCAAUAUAAACAAAGCAAAACAAAUAGUGUUUAGUGGAUUUAGACUGCGAAAACGUAUUACAGUCAAACCCCGUUAAUAAGGACAAUGAAGGGGUUAUAGAAAGCAAGUGUCCUUAUUAACGGGGUGUCCUUAUUAUAGAGAAAAUAUAAGGGCUUUCUUUCCCUAAGGACAAAGAAAACUGUCCAUAAUAACGAGGUGUCCAUCCGUAGUAAGCGAGUGCUCGUAAAGCGCGGGGUUUGACUCUAUACAAUAACACUUUUACAUCCAAUUUGGAAUCGGAAGUUUAAUUAUUCCAUACGUGUGAUUUUACUAAACUGUUUAAUAUGUUAGAGUGUAAAAUGUUCAAGCCCCCGCCUCCAUUGCGCUUGAGUGAUUUAGGAAAUUGUCACUUUUGUUAAGCCACCUCGCCAGUUAAAUAUUAGAAUCCGGCUCUUUUCUACACCCACUUUUUGCAAAGCUUAGUUUAUUCCUUUUCUUUUUGUUCUAAAGUUUGAAGGAAAAUUCAUGGACUCUCUAAGCUGUUUUUGACAAGGCCUGUUGAAAAACUUUGAUUUCAUUGCAGUUUCGUUUUAAACUUAACCUUUUACCUUGUUGUUAUUUUUGCGUUAAGUUCACCGUAAAAUUUACCUUUAUGCCGUGAUUUUUCAGUACGUGGGUGUAUUUUAAAAGGCCGUGACGUAAUUUGUGGGCUAUGUGGUUGAUAGUUUCGUUUGCAAGUUACCUUUUAAAUCUGAGGGGUCUUAUUAAAACUGCCAUUUGCAGCUGGUUGCAACUUCAUACGUGCAUUUUCAGUUUUUCGUUUUUUCAGGUCACUCUAAUGUUCUAAAAAUAGUGAAUGAAACUGGAAUAACGGAACAAUGCCACGCAACGAAAACGAAUGUAAGCUUAAAGGGGAAAAUGUUUAUGUAACCUGAUUUUGUGUUCUGCCAAUCACUGAUGAGCACUGAACAGAAGACUUGACGGCUUAAGAAGAUCCUGGCGAACUGCAAAGCCAAUAUCAGGAUAUAAACAUCUUUUGAACAUGAAGCAAAAUACUACAAUAAAAGAUUUCGUGCUGUAUCUGUGAUGUGAAGCCUUUAUCAAAAGUACGCUCAUGGUAGUCGUUCCGGAUGUUUCAUAUAAUCAGGGACAGCCGCCGGAUGUUUGAAGUUUCGCGGGGUUGUAAAAUAGCAUAUUUAGGCAGUCAGUCAGGAUUGGCUUUGCAUGUGAAACAAAGAUUUCCGUUGUUUUCGAGAGAGAGUGAAGUGUCUCUCACUCGUUUGAAUUUUAAAUCUACAUACACGGUGUACGUUCGAUCGCGUUCCAAAAAUAUCGUAACAAUCGGCAGACGCGCGCAAUAUUACUGACAACACAACAAUACACGAAGGAAUGUUGGAAGAUCCCUGCGCGCGCAUUCCAUCAAAUCGUCAAGAUCAUUCAACAUGGCUGUCUGUGCUUCUUCCAGCAGCUGAUGAAAGAGAUUAUGUCGAUUUGAGCAUGGAUUUGAUCGAGGGAAGAGUUCGGUAUAGGAAGGGAAAAAAGGUUAGGCUUGCGUUUAAGCUGCAGUUAAACGCGAUUUAGGGCUAACUAAAGUUGUUUUGAUUACAGUGGAAGACAAGAUGGGCUGUGCUGCGAAGAGUAAACCCAGCCACAGGUAAACGUUGCUAAAAAUUGUAAUCAUGUACGAUUUGAGUUCCCAUUCAACUGUAAUCACCCUCUCGAAACCAAACGAAUUUCUCAUUAUGCAGCCGGUAACGCAACUGAAACCCUACUUUUCUUGUAAUGGUUUAAUUUUCGCUUUCACCAUCGCGAUACGUGCAUACAUCUUAUUCAAUUCGCUGUCAUUGAUGCUCAUUGCGCGCUGAGACAUUGUUCUUUUGUUUUUCUUCGGCUACAGUAUAGUCUUAGUCUAGUAAAUUACAAGUAGCAGUGCAGUUGCAGCUUGAGCAAUCAAUAAAAUUUCCGAGACGAUAAUCACACUUAAACACGGAUAGCUUUUUAUAGCAUUUUGUUUUUGUCGAUCGUUUCUUUAGCCGCAAGCAGAUGUAUAUUGCUAAGAAUCUUGCUUUUACUUCAAAACCAUCGCCAACUCCUGUGUAUCUUAGCAUUUUAACAUUUGAAAGCGUGAAAUCUUGGCUGCAUCCCUCGAGGCAGUCGUAUUUAAACUUUCAGUUCUUGGGCUGAAUAUCCUCGCGUCUUUUUUUAGUAAUCGUGCGCGCGUGUUUCCAUUCCAAUUUUACUAGGCCUUGCGCUUUCUGUAGGUGAAACGACACUUGUGCUUCGCGAACAUUUAGACGUGAUCUGAGCUUCAGUGUUUGCGUGGCAGGUUUCCUUUUUUCAAGGAAAAAACUUCGUGCAGUUUUCGUGCAAGCCUUAUAUAUAUUUUCCGCUUUCUCUGAUAGCCCGGGUCUGGGAUACGUCUCAUGAAACAUGUAUAACGCUUGUGCGAAAUCACGACAGUUUACCAAACAAAUUUUAAAGCGACGAAUGUUAAUGUAAGUAGCUUGAUCUUUCCAAAUAAGAAAAACAAUAUCACAAUUUACCCGUUGAAUAAUUUCUUGAAGUCGUUGGCAUGAGUUGAUAUGUACUUAGCGUACUUGUUCAUCUCGGUUAAAUAUAUAUGCCAAUCGUACGGUACGGUAUUAGUUGACAUAAAAUGCUGAGAUAGACAACCUUCGCAGGACUCUAGAAUAGUGGCUUUGGUUAUUUUUUAAAUCGUCUUUUCUUAAUGUUUUAUUGAGUAAAUUUAUGCGUGUUGUACUUUACAUAUAGAUUGUUGAUAAUUGCGGUGAAUUAGGUUUGCUUUGAGUAUUACACUAUUUUGAUGUCAGUAAAUUGGCUGUAGUCUCUAUUGGCCUGUUUAAAAAACUAUAGUCUUGCGAAUUUUAAAAGAGGAUGAAGAUAAACGUCUUUUUUUCGUUUUCGGGAAGAAUUAUCGUAAGAAGCUAAAUAUUGUUUGCUUCAGGCAUUUGCAAAAAUAUCACCUUCAUAAAACAAGUCCUUGCCAUUUACAUUUCAUUAAUGCACAAAAUUGCACUCGUGAGUGAAUUAUUCUCUCAAUGACUUUUCGCUCAAAAUUAAUAGAUUCAAAGUAAUUGAAUGGAAAAACAGUAGCUUUUAAUGUCUGCCAAUUAUUUUUUUGAGCUGCAAGUAGGUCACAAGGUCACCCAAUAAACUGAUUAUUUUGCUUUUUUGUUCAAUGAUAAAUUGCAUCAGAUUCGCUGUGUUUGCUCAUUUUGGUGUUUUGAUUUUUGUGCUCUUUUUGGAGGCUCUCUCGAUCAUAGGUGCCCUUCAAAAAUAGAUAUAAAAUCUUACCUGGUUUUGAGCAUCCCUGACUUAAAAUAAAACAACGACAAUAAGAACACUUUUCAUUAUUUUUUGUUGACCACUGGCCUGCUGUAAACCCUACUGGGUAGAUGCCCAUUUGAUUUCAAUUUACUUUGAAUGCAAUGAUGUAUCUCUUGAAGUUUAAACCGCCAAAUUUAAAACCCAUUAACACAUUAAACCAGUGUUCAACCUAGGUUAUGAUACUAUGGUUAGAACUUAGUGAAAUGAUAAUCCGGGAUACGAAGAAAGUCAUGAUCAGUUAUACUGCUUGCUAUUCAGCCAAGCUGUAGCUAGGCAUGUACUAGCCCAAAAGUCAUUUCAGCUAGACUGAAAAUUUUGUCUGAUGAGCAAGAUUGAUUACCGUUCUUCUUUAAGUUGAAUUUCCCAAAAAACUUUACUUACUCGUCUGCUAAGUCACUAGCCCAAUCACAAAAUCCACCAGCCAUAGGCUAUUGGCCUUUGCACACUGUAACCCUGAUAACAAUAUUUUUUUCUUGGAUCCUCAGAGGUGCUGAAUCUUGUUUUGUACCCCAAAGAAGCAAAUGCGGGAGCUCGUCACAAGGAGAAAGCUCUCCUGUCCCUCAAGGGAUUCAGUGGAUUACAAGUCCUGAAUAAGAUGGACAAGAACUUCAACAUCAUUGUUAUCAUUACUACAGAUAAUGUCAUUCCUUUGAGUUUUGAAACAAUUGAUCAGAGAGCUGAAUGGCUGGCACUGCUUCAAGGCCAUUAUGGAAAAGGUGAUUUUAUGAUGCUAAAUAACUGCAUACGUGCAAGCGCAAUGAUAUAAGUGUGAGAUUUUUAUCCUGAAAGUGUCAGAAUCAGUUUCAGGACCCAGACAUGUCCUAUUGAAUGAAAACUGGCUGUAUAUUCCUUGCAAUAUAUUGUUCAUGCUUAUAUGCCAACUGUCACAGAUUAUCCAAGUGUCUCCCAGAUACUACACAACUCUCCCAGUCUCCUGAAUGGGUCACCAAAUCUCCUGGAUAAAAUUGAAUUUGGAGUUUUCUAUGCUAUAGUUUAAAUUCUAACCCCUUUUUUUAUUGAAAUUCGAAAAAAGGUUUUAAACAUUUUGGUUUCUUUACAAUACAAAACAUGGUUAAAAAUCAUGAAGCGAAGUGAACUACUCUUAGAAAUUAACUAGUUAAAGCUAAAUAAAAAGAUUCUAACAACAAAGGAAACAAUGUAACUGCUUUACAUGAUUGCUGUUGCAUCAGACGUCCAAAAUUUGUUAUUGAGGAAGGAGUUCGCACAUGCCGCAGCUCAACAGGUAGACUAUUCCACAGCUAUGGGAUUUUGCUACUGGGUUUGGUGGAUUUGUUUUUUUUUUGGGGGGGGGGGGGAAUUGAAGUUACAGAAGAACUGUGUGUAAUAUGUACUAGCUACAGCUUGCCUGAAUGGCAAGCUAUAACUAACAUCCUUGCACCCUGACACCUUGAGCCUGCGUACAUGUAAAUUUGUUGCUUCAUACCUCUAUAAAUUCUGAUAAGUUCAUAUCACUCAGCAACAUGAUUUCAACUGCAGUGAAAAAAACCCACUGUAAUAGAAUUGAGCCUAUUGGGUUGGUUAGAGGACUGGAAACUCCAAAUUCAUUUGUGAAAUUGUCUUGUUUUCAGAAAAGUCAUUUCAGGGCAUUGUGCCACACAAACAGAAGAUCAAGUCUGGUGAAGCAGAUCUUCGUUUUUACUCCACCUUCUUUUCUCUGACAAAAAAGGACAGUUAUCGCCUUAUUGGUCAAUGGAAGUUAACGUCAUUGCCUAAAUAUGGAGCAGUAGAGGGAGGCUUUGCUUUCCAGGCAGGUCCAGAGUCUGCGACUGGAGAUAAAUCAGUGAUUUAUUUCUUUGCCACUCGUUCUGGAAAGGAAAUACAAGCCUUGUUUGACAGUGUUUGUAGAGCAGGGGAGGCCAUGCUGCCGCAAGAAUCUUAUACAGGUAGAUAUUUUAGAGGGUAGAAUUAAGUGGUCAUACUGUAAUCUCCUGCUUAUAAGCCUCCCCCCUACUCUAUAAACUCCCCCCCCCCCAGUUAUAGACCCAUUUACCUGUAAACCCCAAAAAAUACAUCCAAUUAUAACCUCCCCAGAUAUAAGUCUCCUCUAGCUUUCUUUUCUUGAAUUCAAUUUGUUAUGACGUUUUGAAACUUAAUUUGCAAGAAUCAUCAAUUGUUGUGAUGGAGGCAAAUAUAUGGCAGUAAUCAGCACUGCUAUAGCUUGUUUUGAAGCACUUUUUUUAUUCUGGUUAUAAAUCCCUUCCAUUUAUAAGCCCUUCUAAAACCCCUUACAAAGAUGAAUAAGCCCAGGGCUUAUAAGCAAAAGUUUACGGUAUACUUCUUUAGAGCGCGGGCUCAUUUCCCGAGUAGUGGCUGGUAAUCGAGCCUAUAUACUUCUUAGAUGGUAAAGACUUUGAUGGCAAAAAGUUGUUUGGAAAAUAAAACAGACUGCCUUAGAAGGAACUCCAAAAUUUCAGUUGGAGUCUCUUACAGCAGAGGCACGUCCUUUUGACAACUUCGAUCCCCAUCAGAAGUAUGGCUAGCUCUCUUCUUUAACCCUUUAAGCCCCAGUAUCCACAUACAAAUUCUCCAAAGUUAUCUCUUUACAUUUCCUUAAAGAAUGAGUUGAGAGAAUUUGAUUAUAGAUCAAGGCAUUUUCUCUUGUGUGAUCGUUUUAUUAAUUCUCAAAACUUAUCUCUUGACAGUGUAUGGAUAUUGUUUGGAAAAAUUUGAUCUUGGUCACUAUUGGGACUUAAAGGGUUAAGCUUCUAAGAGGAUGGGGCUAGAUUAGGGAUACAGUCAUCAGUGUGGCCACCGGUAAUAUAAUGAGUCCUCAGAAUAGACCACUCUUCAGCAUUAUCUGGAGCUUUUAAAAGAGCACCGUUACAUUUGUGCUUGAUCUCAAAAUCAAAAAUGAAGAAGCCAGGGUAAAAAUGAUAUGAUGAACUAUAGGCACGAAACAAUAACGAUAAUGAUCACGAGAUGACAAUGAAGAAAUUUAUCAGUCUGCCGCAUUAUCAUAAGUUUUUUUAUAUAAAUAAUGAAGAUUGUGAUCAUUUCUGGGAAAGGUUAGACUGAGAAAACGGCCGACAUUUCGCGAUGCUACCGCUGGUUUCCCCGCAAAAUGAUGUCUGAGAAACGAGCGCAGAAAUUCCAUACUGAUGACGUUUGUCUACCCAGAUCUGAGUCUGCUUCUAAUUGGUUGAAUCAAAGUUCCCUUGCGGCAUGACCAAUCAGAAGCACUACUCAGACCAGCGAAGUGACACGUCAUCAGUAUGGAAUUUCUGUGCUUUUUCCUCGAUGUCAUUUCUGACGUCAUUUCAUUUUUUCUGUCUUCGCGAAAUGUCGGCUGUUUCUCAGGCUAGUAAAGGUAAUAUCAAUUACUUUGUUUUCCUGCAGAAACCACCCAGCCCAGUACAAGUAAAGGUGAAAGUCAAUCACAGCCCAACUUUCUCAAACGGGCAUGGCUCAGAAUGAGCGCAAAAAGGCGCAAAGGUGGCAGGCAGCGUAGUCGAAGCGUGCCCUCUCCUACUCGGGGGAAAAACAGGGCUGAAACUGGAGAGCAAACAUCACCACCGGAAAACGGCCAAACUACUAUGCGAAGAAACGUUUCCGUGCCCGCGUACUUUGGUGCAAGCAGUAGCAACGAACCCGGUUUAAAUGAAGUAUUCGAGGAAGAAAAGCCCAAAAGCCCUCUCCCGGGCUACGAGAAUAUUGCGGGGGUGACACCCGAGGGGUAUCACGUAAUGAUGCCGGCUGAUAAUCAGGUCCGCCGAAGUAGAAGUAGCAGUGGUGCGCGCAGUCCUACGCGGAGAGAAUCGGAGGAGCGAGGAGUGCGCACUAGCGAAAAGAUCGAUGAAGGUGGCGAAGGAGAAGUGGAGGGAUACGUUGUGGUUGAAGGGCGGGACGAAGAGCUUCUUGAAAAAGUAAGAGCAGACUCCGAGGCGGCUUCCCAGAGAAGAACGUCCCGCGGCUCGGAAAAUGGGAGAGUAAAGUCAUCUUCUUCGGCCUCUGAAAAACGUGAGGAAAAUGGGGUCAUCGCCGAGGAAGCUGAAGGCGAACAACAAGAGAGGAAGCCAUCUGAAACGGAGCAACAUAGUAAUGGAGAUGUGCAGUGUCAGAUCGUGGUUACUUCAACUGACGAUACGGAGGAGAAAAAGAGUGCAGAAAAAGAAAGCAUAGUCAACGAUGAGCGAGAUGCUCCGAAAAAACAGGAAAUGAAAUCUGAUGUUCACAGCAAUGGAAGCAACGCAAGCGAGAAAGUUGUUACAAGUGUAGACUAUGUGAACGGAGACAUAUUCGAGAAAAAGGAGAAUUAUAUGAAAAAUAGCACAUCGACCAGUGUUUCUUCUCGGCGCGGCAUGAAAGCCCCGCCUAAGUUAAAUCUUCCAUCAAUGUCUACCGCGGGAAGCGCAGAGCACCUCUAUGUCAAUUCUCCCAAGAUCGUUGACUACGUUAAUGUUAAAGGAAGUAAGCCAGGUGGCUUACGGUCCCGCAGUGUAACGGGUUCUCAGGCAGGUAAUAGAUCAAAACUGAAUCCGUAUGCAAUGUAUGAUGGGAACGACGAUUCGAUCUAUCACAGCGUGGAGUCGCUAAUGCCGUCACAUCCGGGAUAUCUAAAUGUCUUCACGGAUGACCCGUCACGAAGCCAUAGUUUUGAAAAUAUCGCUGGCCAUUCGUACGCAAACGUGGCUGGCGCGCAGCCCUCGUAUAAAAAUAUCGGGCACUUUGAUAGGUCCUACGUGAAUGUUAUGUCACGACCUCCACAAGGAAAUCUUAACUAUGUCAGAGUUGCGGGGGUUGAUUCAUCUCACGCGUCCAGUCCUCUCCUGAUAACCAGUACGUCGCCUAAAUCGAGUGAUUAUACCUGGAUCGAUGAAAGAAAGACUAAACUUUUACUGGACACCGGUAAAAUGCAUUCCGAAAGGAGGCAGGAGAAUCUGCCAAGAAUCAUGAAGAAGUAGUUCUGUAAAUGAUCUCAACCUUUUUCCUCCUAUAGAGACUUUCUACACCUGUAAUAGCCUGCGUCGUAGUCGAAAUCUAACCCCUGUUAGUAACGUCUGUGAAGCAGCGCUUGGCCCCCAGCGAAUUUUCCUUCAACCUGAUUGGCAGGUGAAAGCCCAAGGAUUUCAGCGCUAAUUAAGUUUCUUCUGUGGCCCUGGCCACUCCUGUAAGUGCCUCAAAUCAAAAUUCCAAAUCCUAAAUUUCAUGUUUUGAAACCUGAAGUAACAAUAUUACCACGCGAAAGAACUGUCGAGGAUUUCCUCGACGGACGGAAAAUUUACAACCAACUUUUGCUGCAUAAUAAACAGUAUCCGAGUAAAGUACUGAUCAGUAGCUUUCAUUUCAAUGUUCACAGACUCCGACGUUAGAACCAUCUUCUACAGAAAAAGAUAAACACUACCUCAUCACAGUACUUCUCACUAUGUGGAAUUCAAGUACGGGCCUGAAAGUUUGCCUGUAGGAGCGAACAAGGUUGAUAUCGAUAUUUAAUACAGUAUAGUAUACUUUUGUACGUA